AUGCCGAAAACAGAAAGUUUCCAUGCUUUAGCUCACGAGUGCUACAAGACAGCCGGCUUUGUGGGAUUAGUUCCCAUUGGAGGUAGCGCACGCCAGGCGGCCUGUUUGGAUUCAAACUGUACUUGGCAGUUCAACCAUGGCUUAUAUUUGCAUAACGAAUUGACAUUCUUUAGAGGGGUUAUUUACAAGGGUGUUGACAAGACAAAAGAGGUAGAUGGUGUAUAUAACAACUUCAGACGUUCUGUCUCGCCGGUCUGGUGGGAGAAUGUAAGCUACUGGGGGAAGCGGCAAACGUGUAUGGGAGCUAAUGGUUCCUGGGGUAACAUUGAGAUAUCCCAUCUGUUCCGUGAGUGGAUUUGCGAGUACUAUGAGUACGACAAAUCCGAUCAUGUAUUCUUUCCCACAUAUCCAGAUGGAGAUCCUAUCGUGCCGCCUGCAGAUGGCAAAACAUACACGCAUUGUGGUAAACCUAUCAAGUUUGACGCCCAGAUUCGCUGGAUUUAUCAACGCUGCAUUGAACCCCCCGUAUGGUAUGUAGAGCUUUGCAUCACGCUUGGCAUAACUAUUGCUGUCUUCGUUUUGAUCAUUUUGGUCAUUAUUGUAAUCAGGUGUGUUCGAAGGAGGAGGAAAGAACAAAAGAUGGAGAAGCUGCUGACUACCGGCCUAGAGAAUCCAGCACGUAUUCCAACCCAAUCGCAAAUAAAUAUGGCCGGAAGCAUGUUUAUAAAUGAUAUGGAUCAAUAA
Molecule: messenger RNA, 744 nt
Organism: Phytomonas sp. EM1
Lineage: Eukaryota; Euglenozoa; Kinetoplastea; Trypanosomatida; Trypanosomatidae
Source: the annotation of a GenBank genome assembly